This is a messenger RNA of Nicotiana tabacum (common tobacco), 1892 nucleotides long. NCBI's taxonomy places the organism in Eukaryota, Viridiplantae, Streptophyta, Magnoliopsida, Solanales, Solanaceae. The record is from RefSeq and is a predicted model, not a curated record.
CAAAACUGAUGUGUAGACAUAACUAUAUGUGGUUCAGGAAAUUUUCCUCUAUAUAUGGACAGGCACAACAAAGAUAAAACAACUAGGAGAUUGCAAUUCAUGACUAAACCUUCACAGGCUAUGUUGCACGGACUCUCUAGAAUGUUGUUGCAUCCGUGUCGGAUCCUCUAAAAAUACACUAUUUUUGGGUGAUCGACAUGCACCCGACAAUAUUUUCGGAGAGUCCAAGCAACAUCGGUCACAGGUCAGGCCAGAGAAGUUAUGGCACAAAAUUAACUAAAAUGCUUCUUUGUAUGUUGCAUUUCCACAUUUGUCUUUAUAAGAUUAACAUGAGAACAUGAUCUGCUUAUCACUUGCAAGACAAAUCCGAGCAACUUUAAAGCUAGGGUUAUCUAUAAAUAUUCAAUUCAAUAAAACAAUUUCGCAAAAUCGAAUUACACUUCUCCUAUGUGACUCGUCAAAUGCCAAAUAAGGACAAAUAUCACAGGAUUUUAUCAAUGUGAGCUUUUAUCCUCUGCAUCUUGACAUAUUGUAUUACUCACUAUAUGUCGAGCCAGUGUUACAAUUGAACUAAUUUUAUUUUCAGUGGGAUGAUAGAACAUGUUGGUCAUGAGUUUAUGGAUGAAUUCUUUACUUCUUGUGAGUCUGCAUUGGCAGAAGACAGGCUUCUAGUUCUGCAUGAAUUGAAUUAAAGUGAUCCCUUAAUACCGUCCACUUUGUUCACUUUUUCCCUUCAAUUUCAUUCAAUGUUUUGUCGCUCUUGUUUCUUUACGAUGCUUUUCACAAGUUUUGGAUUUCCUUAGUUCAUUUCAAUGGCAGAUGAGAGGUAUGACGACUACAGGCAUCGACAUAGGCUUCAUAAAAGAGUAUAUAUUCCCAGGUGGAUGCUUGCCUACACCAAGUCGAGUAACAUCAGCCAUGGAUGCUGCAUCCAGAAUAUGUGUAGUGCACCUGGAAGAGAUAGGAAUUCACUAUUAUCAAACGCUGAGAUGUUGGCGGAAAAAACUUCUUGAAAAAUCAGAGCCAAAUUCGUGCAUUGGGAUUCGAUGACAAGUUCAUCAGAACUUGGGAAUACUACUUUGAUUACUGUGCUGUUGGAUUCAAAACAUGCACAAUAGGAGAUUAUCAGAUUCAGGUGUUAUCGGUCCUUGUGGCAGUCACUGAUCGAUGUUACAAGAUUGGGAGAUCGUUGAGAUGGUGAGGACACAUACUACCGAUCAGGACGGACAGCCACCAGUUGGGGCCGCGAGGGGCCGAGGUCGUAGUGGAGGCCAUGGUAGAGGUAGAGGUGCAGCUAGGGCAGCACCAACAGAUCCACCAGCUGCCCCGGUUCAGGAUCAGGUUCCCAGUAUAGAUGCCCCGAUAGGACCAGCUCAGGCACCAGCUGUGCCUACAGUUAUUCCAGGUCUUCAGGAGACCUUAGCUCAGAUUCUGACCAUGUGCACCGGCCUUGCUCAGGUGGUCGUUGUUUCUACUACAAUAGCUACUUCUCCGGUCAGGGGAGGAACUCAGAUUCCCGCUGCCCGCACACCCGAGCAGGUUGUUCAGGGACUUCAGACACCGGGGGCACCACCAACCCAACUGGUUGCACCUGCUCAAGAGUAUGUGGUUCCAGUCAUGCCUGAUGAUGAGCAGCAUCGAUUGAAGAGGUUUGGUAGACUUUAGCCUCUAACUUUCAGUGGUAUAGAGGGAAAGAAUGCCCAGGGUUUCUUAGAUAAGUGUCAUAGGAUUCUCCGUACAACAGGUAUUCUGGAGACCAGCGGGGUCUCAUUCAUUACAUUUCAUUUCUCUAGAGCUGCCUUUACUUGGUGGGAGGCUUAUGAGAGAUGUAGGCUUGAGGGUUCAGCGCUCCUUACCUGGUAGCAGUUCUCCGCUCUUUUCCUGGAGAAGUA